AUGGUGGAGGACUUAGAAGCUUCCUACAUUGCUCUGAAAUUGGAGAAUGAAAUUCUGCAGACCCACAUGCAGUGGCUCAUGGAAGAAAAUGCUGCCCUGCAGGCCCAGAUCUCAGAGCUCCAGAAGCCCCAAGCAACCAAAGAGGAUGAACCUCUCCAGAAACCCUCAGAAGCCUAGGAACCCCAGAAAUGCCCAGAGUCCCUGGGUCCCCCAACAGUCUGGGAACUCCAAGAUCCCUCAGAGGUUGAAGGGCCCCAGACCCGAGAUCCCCAGGAUCUCCCAACCUGGGAACCCCCAUCAGCCUCAGCCCAGGAGCCCUCAAUGGUCCAUAAGCUCUCAGCAGCCUGGGCCUCCCAAAAGCCCCCAAAGGUCAAAGAGCUCCAUUAGUCCCCAAUCACCCAGGAUUCUCAGGAGCCCCCAGAUACCCAGGAUUUCCCAGUGGCCCAUAAGCAACAGAAUUCAGAGCCUCGACCCCCAAAUGGUCAGGAGCCUCAGGAGGCACCAGAAUGUCAAGAGACCUCAACACACCUGGAGCCCCUUGAGCUUGCGGCUCACCAGGAGUUGGAAGAGCCUCAGCUGACCCAGGGUCCCCUGGAUCCUUCAGAUACCCAGGAGUUCUUGGAAGUCCCAGCACCCCAGAAGCCCCUGGAGUACCUAGUAGCUGGGACAUCAGCAGCUUCAGAGUUCCCACAGUCCCCCAGGGGGUUAGAAGAUGAAGUUUUCCUGCUAGAACACCCUUUAGCCUUUAAUGGGAAUGCCCAGAAGCUUCCUGAGCUCCUGGUUCAGUUGAAUAGUUACACGAGAGUCAGAAAGCUCCCAUAUCCCACUGAAGCAGCCCUGGUGAGCUUUGUUAGAAAUUUCUCAAGCAAAGCAGGACUGUGGUUCCAGCCCUUAGUACUUAUCCAAAGAGACCUACUGGAGCAAUUUGAAGGUUUCAUACAAGUGCUCCAGGAUCCUUUUAACAAUCCUGAAAACAUGGAAAAUGCCAACCACUGCAUCCUUCAGCUCUGCCAAAGUGAUGACUCUGUCCACCAGUAUGAGACCCACUUCAUCCUCAUUACUCAAAAGUUAAGCUGCAUCCAAUUUCAGGAAGGGCUUGCCAGUUGAGAUGAACUAUCUCACACAAGGCCAGCUACCAACCUAUCUGAUUUGAUUACCCAGUGCAUCAGCUGAGAACAGAAGCUAAGUGGUAAGCCUGAUACAAAUUCACAAGGGGUAAGUCCCUCUGAGGAGAGAACUGUACCUGGGAGUCCACCAGGUGAAAAUCAGCUUAUGCAGCCUGCCAGCAACUACCUACAUCUCACUGAAGCUGAAUGGGCCCACCAUCGUGAAGCACUGUGCCUCUACUGUGGUCAUUCUGUACAUUUUGCCAGAGAUUGCCCUGUCAAGCCUCAUCGAGUCCAGCAAGCAGGAAACAUAGAGGCCCAGCAGUAA
Molecule: messenger RNA, 1434 nt
Organism: Manis javanica (Malayan pangolin)
Lineage: Eukaryota; Metazoa; Chordata; Mammalia; Pholidota; Manidae
Gene: RTL3
Product: retrotransposon Gag like 3
Molecular function (GO): nucleic acid binding; zinc ion binding
Source: RefSeq, a predicted model, not a curated record